UAGCACCUGCCUUAGCAACGAAACUAACAACACAAAAUUUAGUGCAUUGUAUCUAAAUAGUGUAGUAAUCUUUCGUAAGUAUUAAGGUGCUAAAGCUGUGUUUUUAUAUUUCAUAAAAAUGGGACUUUUAUCAAUUUUACGAAAAUUGCGUUCAUCCCACGAUAAGGAACUACGACUUUUAUUGCUUGGUCUCGACAACGCUGGAAAAACAACAAUAUUAAAGUCGUUGGCUAGUGAAGAUAUUACUCAAGUUACGCCGACGCAAGGUUUCAAUAUAAAAAGUGUUCAAAGUGAAGGUUUCAAACUUAAUGUAUGGGACAUUGGCGGCGCGCGUAAAAUAAGACCUUAUUGGCGAAAUUAUUUCGAAAACACUGAUAUUCUUAUUUACGUAGUAGACAGUGCAGAUAUCAAAAGACUUGACGAAACAGGCCAAGAACUUUCGGAGCUUUUGAUGGAAGAAAAAUUACGCGGAGUUCCAUUAUUAGUUUAUGCAAACAAACAAGAUUUGGGACAGGCAGUCACUGCUGCUGAGAUUGCUGAAGGAUUAGGGCUUCAUAAUAUCAAAGACCGGGAUUGGCAAAUACAAUCUUGUAUUGCGACAGAAAGCAAGGGUGUUAAGGAAGGACUUGAAUGGGCAUGCAAAAGUAUCAAAAAGAAGUAAUAUUUAAAAUGAUACUCUAAUCAAACUAUUAUCGGAAUGAAUAUGCAGCGCCGACAAAAUUUUUGUACAUUUGUUAUAUUCAUUUUGACAUUUACCUAAUAUUUACAAAUAAUUAAUUAAUGGUAAAUAGGUUUGAUAAAAAUA
Messenger RNA from Cotesia glomerata, 805 nucleotides. Its product is annotated as ADP-ribosylation factor-like protein 3. The transcript has 5 exons. Gene Ontology annotation, molecular function: GTP binding; GTPase activity. Bases 119 to 661 code for a protein of 180 amino acids. Lineage: Eukaryota; Metazoa; Arthropoda; Insecta; Hymenoptera; Braconidae. Gene Ontology annotation, cellular component: cytoplasm; microtubule cytoskeleton. Gene Ontology annotation, biological process: cilium assembly. The record is from RefSeq and is a predicted model, not a curated record.